UCACGCGAUGGAAGGAGCAUGAGAGGGAGAUCACUGGGCCCCGGCUGUGCGUUUUGCGGGAGAGCAGCCUCCAGUCCAGACAGAAGAAGUGACUUGCCCAAGGUCACACAGCAAGCAGCAGAGGGACACUGGGACACCUGGAUAGAUUGAGGACCUUUGGGAGCUGGGCCGUUGGCUUGUGCCCAAAGACAAAGGAGAUCAAGAUGACCACAGCCGCCCCCACAGGGACAACCCCCUUCUUCUCACUGAAUGUCACCACCAAGGAAGAAGACUCUCUGUAUAAAAGUUCUGGAGCCAUCGUCGCUGGUGUCGUGGUGGUUGUCGUCCUCCUCCUCACCGCGGUUCUGUACGUGCUGAAGAGGUACAACAGCACUCGCCGGAUUGCCGGAACCUUCAGUUCCUCCCCGUAUGCCACUGGUGCCCAGCAAGGUGCUACCCCAGCGAUGGAGCUCAAAGAGAUUGAACCUGAGAAAAUGAGGGCAAAACGGGAGCUGGAGCCCAAGGGCGCCAAGCCAGCCUCCUUUUCUGCCCAGGGCCCCAAGAGAGGCGGCGGCAAGCACUCUGCAUCUGUGACCUUCAGCCCUGUUGAUGUCCAGAUGAAGAUCCGGUGACCGGCCCACCCUGGUGCUGUCUUGGCCACACCGUCUGAAGAGCCUUCUGUAGUCCAGACCUAGAAGCACAUUUCUCCUCUGGCAACUUCACUAUGAGUUUCUGCAAUCCCUGAUGCUUCAGGCAACCCCAACCCCAUCUGGCCCUGCCCUGUCCCCCACCCCGCCCCCUGCUGUGUCUGUGUCUUUACUGCCACCUUACCCAAAAACCGCAGAGUGCUCUUUUGUCAUCUGAGGAGGUGGAGCUAUGUUGGGAAUCCAGCAAUGUGCGUUCGUGGGUUCGGGAGAUCGGGGAGGGGAGGGGAGAAAGAGAGAAACAAACAUAGAUGCAAUCAGUUGCCUAUCCCAUGUGCCCUGACUGGAAACCCGCGACCUUUUGGAUUAUGAGAGGAUGCUCCAAUCAAAUGAGCCACACUGACCAGGGCCUGUAACUUCAUUUAAAUAUCCACCAAGUACCAGGCAUGUGCGAGGUGCUUUCACACAAAUUAUCUUAUAGAAUUUAUUUUUCCCCGAUAACCUCGGGAGGUAUUCUUUUCCCACAGAUGAGAAUUUCAAACUCAGAGAAAAAUAGUAUUUGUCCAAAGUCACACAGCUAGGAAGUUGCAAAGGCUCAAACCCAGGUCUCUUUGACCCCAAAGUCCACCUUUAUUUUGUCUCACACUCUUCCCCACCAUCCUGAGUCAAAGAGCACAGAUUUGUUGUGAGCUGAACGAGAAGUGGACACCCUUGCCCAUGUGUCGAGUGGAGGUCAGCGGUCUGGCUUCCAGAUCGAAGGCAGGGGCAAAGCCACGGCGGUAGCUCCUUUGAGCUUCCAUGAUUGUAGCAAAGGGAGCCCCGUCUAAACCCACACAAGCUCUGCGGAUUCCUGCUUCAUUUCCCAACACUUAGGCCCAAGGAACCAGGCGUGGAACCAGGGCAAAGCCAAAUAGUCUCGAGCUCCAAAUAGAUAUAUUCCCUGAAUGUAUUCUGCUUAAAUUUGUUUGCAAUGUUCCAGCCCUGAAAUCAGACUCUCCUGCCCUCAGCCGACUGGACCUGGGAUUUCUAGAAUUCUUUUCUAAAAUCUGUUCUUUUGCUAAAUGAAAGCUUGGAAGUGGAGGAACGAAGGGAAGGUGGAGAGGUGAGGGGAGGAAAUCAAAGAGUGUUAGUGUUUUGUCUUAUCUGAUGAAAGUCCUUCUAGGGUUCCUACGUGCAAGUUAGGUGCUACUCACUAUCCCACUCCCUGCUCAAGGAGUCUACAGCUGGUGACGGGGAUCUUGCAAUGCUUUUGCCUAUUUUCUUUCUGACAAGUGCCUUUCCUAACUGAGCAAAUGCUAUCUUCUUUG
Messenger RNA from Phyllostomus hastatus (greater spear-nosed bat), 1930 nucleotides. RefSeq names its product non-compact myelin associated protein (gene NCMAP). Gene Ontology annotation, molecular function: structural constituent of myelin sheath. The transcript has 6 exons. Gene Ontology annotation, biological process: regulation of myelination; peripheral nervous system myelin formation. Bases 204 to 611 code for a protein of 135 amino acids. Lineage: Eukaryota; Metazoa; Chordata; Mammalia; Chiroptera; Phyllostomidae. The record is from RefSeq and is a predicted model, not a curated record. Gene Ontology annotation, cellular component: Schmidt-Lanterman incisure; plasma membrane; paranode region of axon.